Tyto alba (common barn owl) is the source of this 3437-nucleotide messenger RNA. It is a transcript of the gene ANKLE1, whose product is annotated as ankyrin repeat and LEM domain containing 1. Gene Ontology annotation, molecular function: endonuclease activity. Lineage: Eukaryota; Metazoa; Chordata; Aves; Strigiformes; Tytonidae. The transcript is spliced from 7 exons. Bases 705 to 2588 code for a protein of 627 amino acids. The record is from RefSeq and is a predicted model, not a curated record.
GGAGACGAGCCAUCGAGCUGGUGCUGGAGCAGAGCAACGCGCAGUGCGCCUGGGGCCGGCUCCCUGUGGAGGGGCCAAGGGGGCCCCGGCGGUCCCUGUCCUUCCUGACCGAGGAUGGCACUGAUGGCAGCGUCUCCUCCGGGCUCCUCGAGGACAACUGGGAGGCCGGACCCCUCAGCAGCACCCGCAGGUCGCAGCUGGAGGAGCCGGACCUGGGGGGCUGCUACAUUUUGGGGGAGCCUCCGCUCUGGCUGCGCUGUCCCCCAGACCCCUCGUCCCUCUCCAUCCCCAUCCCUGGGGGCUCAGCUCUCCCCCCGCAGCCCCUCGCCUCCAGCACGCUGCUCUUGGCCAGGGAUGAGCUUGGGGAGGGACCCCAGAGCCAGAUAGGGAAGGGAAAAAGAGGGGGUCCCCUCAAACCCAGUGUUGGGGACAGCCCUGGUCCCUCUCCCCAGUGGGAGUUUGGUCCCACUGGGUCCCUGAGCUCCCCCCAGCGUUGCAGCAGGGUUCUGGGGGGACACCAGGCAUCCCCCGGAGCUCCCCUGCUCUGCCGUGGCCUGAGCGGCUGCUCCGUGACACGCCGGACCCCCAGGGACGGUGACAUCCCGGGUGCUGCAGCUCAGCACCGUCCCGGUGUCCCCCGGGGACCGGCGGUGGGCUGGGCAGGGCUGGGCAUUGCCGCUCCUGCUGUCCCCGACCUGGGGACGAUGGUGCUGGAGGUGGGGGCCGGGGGCUGGGACCGCAGCAGCCUUGGGGACAGCAGCGGUGCCAGCGAGUGCUUUGUCAGCGCUGUGGAGACCCUGGAGCCCAGCGAGGACUGCGGGUGCCCAGGGGCUCAGCACCGCCGCUCCCCCCAGCCCAGGGCAGUGGGGGGGCUGGAGCUGAGCAAAGCCCCCUCCCCAACCAGUGCUGCUGCCUGGGAACUUCCCCCCGCCAGCCCUCCAAACGCAGAGCGGGUGCAGGGUGAGGAUUUGGGGGGGGGCUGGAGGGCAGCCCUUUGCUGCAAGGCUGGCUCAGAUGUGGGCGAUGUAGGGGAGCUGCUUGUGCAGCUCCGGGGGUGCAGCCUCCGGGGCUCCCCACCUUGCACCCCAGGACCCCUUCACAGCCCGACGAGUCUCACCGUGGGGGAUGUCACCCCGUGGGGCCAGGAGCCCCCCAGGUACCGCCAUGUCACCCCCAGGACCAAGAGCCGCCUCCAAGCCUCUUCAGCGCGCCUGGAUGCCUCCUCUUCCUCCUCCCUCUUUGACCAGAUGCUGGAGAUGCCCCGGAGGCCCCUCAGGCUCAGGGCACCCCAGGGUGUCCCCAGGGACCCUGCCACCACCUUGGGGCACUGCGUCACCCCGUGGGGUAAGGAUGUGUCUGACAGGGACAGAGAGGGGACAGGCUCUUUGGAUGACACCGAGAUCCUCCCCAGAGCCCCCAGCCAGCCCAGCUCGCCCCUGGGGACCAGCAGCUCCCCCAGCUCCAGCCCCACAUUCCUGCUGGUGUCUGGGGACCAUGGGCACCCCCAGGACUCCCCACCAGAUGCUCGGGGCUCACCCCGUGCCGCCAGCAGCUCUCACCCCAGGGAGUUGGAGGAUGGUUCUGGAUGUCAGUCCCCCUUGCCCUUGGGGACACCGCGGCCCCGUGGGAUCUUCACCCACCUCCUGGCCCCACGGCCACCGGGCAGCAUCACGGCGGAACCGGGGAGCCCAGCCAGCCGCAGCACUCACCGCACCAGGGAUCCCCUCGUGGACGAGGAGUGGGGACGGGCACCCGGCGCAGAGACCACCACCAGCCCCGAGGACACCGAGGUCUGGGACAAGGGAGCAGGCACGGUGCCACCACGGCCCCUCUCGGAUGAAGCUCUGCGCCGGCGGCUGCGGGCGCUGGGGGACAACCCGGGGCCUGUCACUGAGCUCACCAGGGGGUUGUACCUGCGGCGGCUGGAGGAGCUGGUGAGGGGACCCCGGGGGAGGCUGGCGGGGCACAGCCCCGAGCUGGUGGCCGCGCUGCAGACCGGCCACGUCCCCGACUGUGCCCAGGACGAGCUGGCGCUGGCUCUGCAGUUUGACCGUCCCGACCGGAGCCGGCGCUGGCGGGAAGGGCUGGUCAAGUCCAGCUUCAACUACCUCCUCCUUGACCCCAGGACCACCCAGAACCUGCCGCUCCGCUCCCACCUCCUGAGCCCGGCUGAGUGCUUCAGGAUCUUCGUUGAAGCCAUCUUCUACGUGGGCAAAGGGACACGUGCCCGGCCCUACUGCCACCUCGCUGAAGCGCUGAGCCAGCACCGCGCCGGGACGCAGAAGGGCUGCCCCAAGGUGCGGCGCAUCCUGGAGAUCUGGGCGAGCGGGGAGGGUGUCGUCUCGGUGCACUGCUUCCAGGGCAGCGUCCCGGCGGAGGCUUACACGCGGGAGGGAUGUCUCGUGGAGGCUCUGGGGCUGCAGACCAUCACCAACCAGCGGAAGGGGAACUGCUACGGUGUGGCAGCAAGCUGGCCGGCGGAGCGGCGCCGGCGCCUGGGCGUCCACAUGCUGCACAGGGCCAUGCGCAUCUUCCUGGCCGAGGGCGAGCGGCAGCUCCGGCCUGCAGACAUCCCGAACGGGCGCUGAGCACCCUGGAGUGCUGGGGGGCACCCACUCCUGCACCUCCCCUCUGCCCUGGCUGAGAAGGUGCGUGUGAUUUCUGGCUCUGCCGUGCUCCUGGGACAGACCCCGUGCCCCAGCGCGUCUCUCCCCAUCAUCAAGUAGGACGCGGCUGAGAAUAUAACACGGCUUUACUGUAUGAAAUGGCACUAACACGGCACGUGGCUCAGCAGCGGGGGUUAUGGUGAGCAGUUUGCCUUGGCCUUAGCACAAGCGAUGUGGGUACAAGCGGCACAGACUCCGUGGCAAACAGAGGUUGAAGAGCUGUGGCCCACAGCCAGGCACCCGAAGCCGGCUGCGGGGGGUGGGUCACGGCGGGGGCAGAGCUGUGAUUUUUGGGGUACGGUGGAAUUUCUUGGUACUUUCUUUGCAGACCCCAACCAUGCUGCGGGAAGUUCCUGGCCAGGAUGGGGUGGGAGAAGUGUUGCAGGGGAACGAUCUGAACCCAGGGUCGUUAAAAUUCUCAUUAUGAGACAGGUUGUGGCAGCAGCGGGCAGGGGCGGGCGCUGGCAGAGGGGCAGCUCUGCCCCGGUGCUGGGACGGAGCGGGGGCCACCUGGGGAGGACAUUCAUCACAUGAGGUCCCCGCCACGCUGGGGCCAGCUCUGAAGGACCCUCCCUCUUCUACAUUGCUCACUUUGGGGGGGAAAGGUGGGCUCAGCCUCAGGGAAGGAGCAUGGAGGGUGGGUGCCAGCUCCAGUUAGAGCAGCCCUGCCCAGCCAGGGACUCCUCGAGCCAACUUGGGGUGUCUUGUUGAGGUGCCAGCCCCGUUUGGGGCGAGGUGGGAGCUGGGUGGGACAUGGGACAAGGGCGAGGU